CCGUUCAAGAAGCGGCAUGAAUUGCUGUAUGUAUAAAAAGUUGAGCAGCUCGACUGGUUCGUUAUCAUUCGUUCGCCGCUUGCAAUCAGUGCAGUGUACGCAUUCCGACUCGUGAAACAAAAACAAUCAACAAAACCAUCCAAAAUGUUCAAGAUUGUCUUCGUUUUUGCCAUCGUGGCCACCGUCGUGCUGGCUGAACCCAAGGCCGAACCCAAAGCUGACCCCAAGCCAACGGUGUUCGCGUACAGUGCACCUGCGGUAGUGGCCCCGGUAGCUGCAGAGGUUCCGGUUGCCACCGUGUACGAGACGUCGUUCCAUGGAAAUCUGGCCCCAGUGGCCGCCUACUCGGCACCGGUUCUGACCGCCCCGUUGGCGUACUCGUACUCCUACUACGACCCACUCGUCGCAGCUCCCAUCCUGCUCCGGAAGUAAUUGGAGCAUGCGGGAUUAGCUGAACCAUUUUGUGCGGGUGACCUGUGUGGAAUUAAAUUAACGCUGUGAUUAUUGGCCUG
Messenger RNA from Culex pipiens pallens (northern house mosquito), 512 nucleotides. RefSeq lists its product as uncharacterized. NCBI's taxonomy places the organism in Eukaryota, Metazoa, Arthropoda, Insecta, Diptera, Culicidae. Bases 145 to 432 code for a protein of 95 amino acids. The record is from RefSeq and is a predicted model, not a curated record. The transcript has 2 exons.